CUAUGAGAGAACAAAACAAAGUAAGACAAACAGAAAAAUGAAAAAGUAAACCAAAGGCUUCUUGUUUUUAAUUCCAAACCAUUCAUUCAAAUGCCGAAAGUUGUUACAUUCCAACUCUCUUUCAUUAUCGCUCAUCCUCACAAUCUCAUGUCAUAGCUGACUUUUUCAAUCUUUUCAAACUCUUAAGCCUUACAACUCCACCACAUUGGUAUUGUUUCCACCCCCCCAAUGAUCAACAAGCUUUCAAAAUGCAUGCUUUAAUACAAACUUGAUGGGAUCAUGGUUUUGACUUUCCGCUCAGAAAGCUUUCAAGCUGUUUUGAUAAGACGAAUUGGUCACCAGGAAAAGAAAUUGAAGUCAAUUGAGAUAUGAUUAAGAAUUAACAUAGUCUAUAAGUGCAAGGGGAAAAGAAUACCAAGUUCCCUUAAGGUGCACUAAAUUUCGAAGGCUUUUAUCCAGGACACAAACUGCAUCAGUUUCUAUUCCCAUGGAGUCAUAUGAAAGAGAAAUUAGUCUGGUGGGACACAGUGGUUCACUAUAUGCUACACCAGGAACUGAAAAUCUUUCGCAGCAGAGUAUAGUUAUCGCAGGAAACAAAUCAGAGGAGAGCGAAACAGAUAAAUUUGCUACUUUCAGCACCACGGGUUCAAAUCACUGGAAUAACAACUAUGACAAAAAAAAUGAACAUUUGCUAAGAUCUGGGCAACUGGGAAUUUGUAAUGAUCCUUAUUGUGCUACUUGUCCUACUUACUUCAAGGCUUCUCAACCAAGUAAUCCAAAAGCUUCAACUAUAUCUGAUCCCAAGUUUCACAAUGCUCUUGAUAGAGACGCCAAGAGUUUCGCUAGAAAACUUUUUUCUUCCUGUUCUUUUGUUCCUGGAGUUAUGAACCCUCACUCUAAAUUCAUACAACAUUGGAACAUGGUUCUGGCCAUUUGUUGCUUGGUUGCAAUUUUUGUGGAUCCAUUAUUUUUCUUCUUACUCUAUGUUCAGCAGGAUUAUAAUUGUAUAGUUAUCAACUGGAGAUUGACAAAAGCACUAGUUAUAGUUAGAAGCAUGAAUGACUUCAUAUAUUUGCUUAACAUUCUUCUCCAGUUUAGGUUGGCUUUUGUUUCUCCCGAGUCGAGGGUGGUAGGUGCUGGAGAUUUAGUUGACCAUCCAAAGAAAAUUGCUCUUCAUUACCUGAAGGGUUAUUUUCUUAUUGACUUAUUUGUUGUAUUUCCUCUUCCUCAGAUCAUGUUGUUGUCUGUCCUACCAAAAUCUUUGAGGGGAGCAAAUUAUGCUAAGAAUGCUCUGCGUGCAGCAAUCCUAGUGCAGUAUAUUCCCAGAUUAUUCAGGUUUCUGCCAAUGCUGUUUGGCCAGUCUCCAGCAGGAUUCAUAUUCGAGUCAGCCUGGGCAAAUUUCGUUAUAAACCUUCUCAUUUUUAUGUUAGCUAGCCAUGUUGUUGGAUCUUGCUGGUACCUCUUUGCUCUGCAGAGGGUUAAUCAAUGUUUUCGAAAUGCAUGCCACAGUUCUAAUAUACCUGGAUGCCUGACAUUCAUCGAUUGUGGACAAGGUCAUAAUAGACACAAUCAGCUUGGCCUAUCAUCAAACCAGUGGAACAACAAUACAGAUGCUAUUGCUUGUUGGAAUUCCCCUUCCCAAGGUUCUUUUGUUUAUGGGAUUUAUGCCAAUGCUGUACCUCUUACUACACAAACAGACAUAGUCACCAAAUAUGUAUAUGCUCUAUUUUGGGGAUUACUGCAAAUUAGUACUCUGGCUGGUAACCAAACACCUAGCAAUUUUGUGUGGGAAGUCCUUUUUACUAUGGCCAUCAUUGGAUUGGGACUAUUGCUUUUCGCACUUCUCAUUGGAAACAUACAAAACUUUCUUCAAGGUCUUGGACGGAGGAGGCUAGAAAUGCAGCUUAGACGCCGAGAUGUUGAGCAAUGGAUGAGUCAUCGACACUUACCAGAAUACCUACGAAAGAAAGUGCGAGAGGCUGAACGGUAUAGUUGGACUGCAACAAGAGGGGUGAAUGAAGCAAUUCUAAUGGAGAAUUUUCCAGAAGAUCUCCAAGUGGACAUAAGGCGCCAUCUCUUCAAGUUUGUUAAAAAAGUUCGAAUUUUCGCUCUGAUGGAUGAGCCGAUCUUAGAUGCUGUUUGUGAGAGGCUAAGACAAACGACAUACAUCAAAGGAAGUAGAAUUUUGAGUCAUGGUGCUGUGGUAGAGAAGAUGGUAUUCGUGGUGCGUGGUAAAUUGGAGAGCAUCGGAGAAGAUGGAACUAGAAUUCCUUUAUCUGAAGGGGAUGCUUGUGGUGAAGAACUCCUCACAUGGUAUCUUGAGCAUUCUUCUGUCAGCACAGAUGGCAGAAGAGUGAGGCUUCCAGGUCAGAGGUUGCUUAGCAACAGGACAGUAAGAUGCUCAACAAAUGUGGAAGCACUGUCACUCCGAGCUGCAGACCUUGAAGAAGUCACAAUCCUUUUCACCAGAUUCUUGCGUAGUUCGCGUGUUCAAGGAGCCUUAAGGUAUGAAUCACCAUAUUGGAGAUCCCAUGCAGCAAUCCGUAUUCAGGUUGCAUGGAGAUACAGGAAUAAACGACUAAAUCAUGCAAAUUCCUAUUUGGAUUAAACAUUGAUAUGGAGAUGGUUGCUUGCACAGUUAUGUAUGAUUUUAAUAUAAAAAAAUGUCGUUGAUGAAGAAAAUUUAAUAAGCGACACAAAUAAUAAUAUCUGAU
Messenger RNA from Cajanus cajan (pigeon pea), 2714 nucleotides. RefSeq names its product putative cyclic nucleotide-gated ion channel 20, chloroplastic. Gene Ontology annotation, biological process: monoatomic ion transport; transmembrane transport. The record is from RefSeq and is a predicted model, not a curated record. Lineage: Eukaryota; Viridiplantae; Streptophyta; Magnoliopsida; Fabales; Fabaceae. Gene Ontology annotation, molecular function: monoatomic ion channel activity. Gene Ontology annotation, cellular component: membrane.